AUGCAACAAGUAGGUCCUCGUUCUGUUCGAUUGACAGUCUUCUCAUCCAUUGUGGACAUUGCUCCUGCAUUACGGAAAGCGGCACCCAAAUUUGAUCUUGAAGUCAUUGAAGACGAAGCGCUCGGAGGAUACGGUGGUACAGUGGACUUUGAUGCCCACAAAAUCCAAACAGCCACAAGAGAACGUCUCGCGCAAGCAGAAGCCUUGGUCACGGAACCAUCCGUGUUGGCGCAACUGUUAAAGGCAAAUCCAGAUGCUCUGCCCAAACUACAGUGGUGUCAGUCCACCUAUGCGGGGGUGGAUCCCUUGUUUGAUGCUGGACUCCAAUUGCCGCUGCCAUUCACCUUGACACGCUUUGCCGGAAAAUUUGGACCACCGAUUGCCGAGUGGUGUAUAGCUCGUAUCAUUGGACACGAACGAAACUUUGCUCUGACGGCGGCCGAUCAAACCAACCAAGCAUGGGCAGGAUCGAGACAGGUAACAACCUACCGGUAUUUGAGAGAUGGCACACUCACCAUCCUAGGAGGUGCUGGAGAUAUUGGAAAAUGCAUUGGUCGGGCAGCACAAGCCUUUCAGAUGCGAGUCGUGGCCCAUGGAAAGACUCCACGGGACAAUGCUACGGGAAAUGGAAUUGACUUCUACACAACGGACCUCAAGCAAGCAUUGCAAGAAGCUGACUAUAUCGUAUCUGUGCUUCCCUCGACGCCCCAAACAAGAGGAAUGUUGUCAGGAGACGUCCUGGCUCCAGCAGGGGGUGCCGUAUUCCUCAACGUCGGAAGAGGUGACGUGAUUGAUGAGCCUUCGCUAGAAAAUGCACUCGACAAGGGAUACAUUUCAGCGGCCAUUUUGGAUGUAUUCACUACAGAACCACUGCCCAAAGAGAGUCCCUUGUGGAAACGAACGGAUGUCAUUGUAUCACCCCAUGUCAGCGGAGUUACUCGGGCUGUCGAUGUCCCUGAUAUUGUCUUGGGAAACUAUCAACGGUAUGCCGAAGGGAAGCCCCUGCAAUACCAAGUCGACUGGUCCAAAGGCUAUUAA
Seminavis robusta is the source of this 1038-nucleotide messenger RNA. The record is from the annotation of a GenBank genome assembly. NCBI's taxonomy places the organism in Eukaryota, Bacillariophyta, Bacillariophyceae, Naviculales, Naviculaceae.